Chara braunii is the source of this 5673-nucleotide messenger RNA. The record is from the annotation of a GenBank genome assembly. NCBI's taxonomy places the organism in Eukaryota, Viridiplantae, Streptophyta, Charophyceae, Charales, Characeae.
CCUCAUCCAGAGUACCAUGACAUUUUCCCAUCGUCGUUCUCGUACGCCCGCAUCCCACCGAUGCGCAACGUCGAACACUUCAUCCAGCUUGUGCCUAACUAUCGUAUUCACCAUCAGGCACCUUAUCGACUCUCGAUCCCCGAGGCCACCGAACUCAAGCGUCAGCUUGAGGAGCUCCUGAGACUGGGUUUCAUUAAACCCAACAACUCCUCGUGGGUUGCACCCGUCCUCUUUGCUCGGAAAGCGGAUGAAACUCUCCGUCUCUGCAUCGAUUAUCGCAGUCUCAACCGCUACACGGUUAAGAACAACUACCCCAUGCCUCGUUCCGACGAGUUAUUCGACCGCCUAGCAGGCAACCGCUUCUUUACGAAGAUUGAUCUUCAUACUAGUUACCAUCAGAUCCACGUCGCUGCAGCGGACCAGCCGAAGACAUCGUUUCGAUUGCGCUUCGGCCACUAUGAGUUUACGGUGAUGCCAUUCGGCCUCACCAACGCACCCGCUACCUUCCAGAGGGCGAUGAAAGACAUCUUCAGGGACAUCCUGGAGCAGUACAUUCUCGUCUACCUCGACGAUAUCCUGGUCUACAGUCGUACCCUUGAGGGGCAUUUGAGACACCUCCAUGACAUCCUUGACCGCUUGCGCAGACAUGGCUUCUACGCCAAGUUGAGCAAGUGCCACUUUGCCCAGCACAAAGUGAAUUUCUUAGGACACUACGUGUCUGACCAGGAGUGUCCCACUUGUCAGGAGAUAAGCAGUGCGAACCACCUGCUUUAUGGUUUGCUCCAACCUCUUCUUAUCCCUAAGGGUCGUUGGCAGUCCAUCUCGAUGGACUUUAUUGGUCCUCUUCGUCCUCCGACCCCCCGCGGUCAUGAUGCUAUCCUGGUCGUCGUCGAUCGCUUCACGAAACGUGCAUGCUUUGUUCCGUGCCGCUAUGCCAUCUGUGCACAUGAGGUCGCCGACAUCGUGUUUGACCGAGUCGUGCGCGACCACGGCUUACCUCUGAGCAUCAUAUCUGACCGUGACCCGCGCUUUACCAGCCGAUUCUGGCGACGGCUCCACGAGGUUUACGACACCCAGCUCCGCUUCUCCUCAUCUUACCAUCCUCAGACUGAUGGUCAGACCGAGGUCACGAACAAGACUCUCAGAGUUCUUCUCCGAAAGAUCCUUCGUGAUGACCAGCAGUGGGAUCUCCACCUUGCCCACGCGGAGAUAGCCUACAACCACGCUGUCUUGCCAGCCACGGGGAUGUCCCCUUACUAUUGCGACCUCGGUUAUCACCCUCGCGUUCCCGCGGACUUCCUUCGACCGUCACAAAUGCACCCCGACACAAGUUGUCCCGCGCUGGAUGAUUGGGUUGCACACAUGACGUCGAUUAUGAAGACCGCACAUGAGCACAUAGACGCUUCCCAGACUUGCAUGGCAACACGUGCGAACCGAUCGAGGAUGGAUCAUCCAUUCAAAGUCAGUGAUGAUGUGCUUAUCGACGCCCGCCACUUACAGUUCGAAGCGGACACGCUUCGCAAGUUUCGACGUCGUUUCUUUGGCCCAUGCCGCAUUCUCGAGGCCGUCAGUUCUGAUACGGCUUCUAGCCCGGUCAGCUUCCGUAUGAAAUUGCGAGACUACCUACGCCAGACCCGUGUGCACGAUGUCUACCAUGUCUCGUUACUGCGUCCCUACUGCACACCGUCUGAGCGUUUCGCCGGACGACCAUACGAGCGCCCUCCACCCAUCAUGGUGGACGACCACGAGGAGUUCCUCAUUUCAGACAUCAUUGGUCACCAGGUCACCGACGACGACCCUCCUCACGUAGAGUAUCUCGUACGUUGGAAGGGUACCCUGAUGAGGAGGCUACUUGGGAGCCCCUCGAGCACUUACAGCAUGCUCGCAUCCGAACGCUCUAGGGUGGAUGAGAAAAUUGUACGGACUGAUUUCGUCAGAGGACUGUCAAACUCUCGUCUGCAGAAAAAGAUCCGCAAGAAAUGCAACCCUAUAGAACAUACCCUGACAGAGCUAAUUCAGUACGCAAUUAAGUACGGGAAAGAAAAUUACGAUGUGGGCCUGGACUCAGAAUUCGACGAAGAUGACCCUUCGGGUGUUCGACGCAAUAGCUACUCCACUACGACACGAAUGUUCGAAGAUCGCUUCGGGUUGGGACCGGCAAAAAAAGGCUCGGAUCGGAAAGCUUCUUCCUCUGCUUCGGCCUCCYGUCGCUCUAGUCAAACGCAAGGAAGCUGGGGCGAGGAAGAAGCAUCCAUGAAAGAAGUCGCGGCCCAACUAGUUACGGUAGUAGCCCCGUUGACGGAGUUUGUUCAAGGUUUGCAACGGCAACGCAUAACCGCCGCACAAUGGCAACAGGCGGCUAUGGCUGCCGGAGCCCCUAUGAUAAGACCGGCCGUGGCCGGGGCUGUCCCACCCCUACGCUGUUACAACUGUAAUCAGCCAGGCCACCUUGUGAAAGAUUGUCCGAAACCCCGAACUCAGGGCAGGCCCACCGGACCUUCCCAAAUCCCGCUGGCUGCUCCCACCGCUGCAGGACAGGGGAGGGUAGCCACAGUAAUGGACACAGGAACGAUGGAGAUGGUGACCCCGACGGCCACUGAGAUAGGACCCGAUGAGUAUAUGGCGGCAGCAAUGUUCGAACCCGGGACCAUCGGAGUGAUACGUCACGUCCAACGGAUUACCGAGGAAAGCGACCUCGGGCCGUGGCGACCUGGAUUCGAGGAUCUUGCGGUACCUGGUCCUGAAUACAAGGAUGGCCAUAUCGAUGUAUUGGAUGCCUUGAAGGCUCUGGAUCUUCGGAUCCCCGUCCCUAUUCCAUAUCUGCUAACCAUUUCCGAAGCGACUAACGAAAGGUUGAUCGAACGGUGCCUCAAAAACAGGCGCCGAUUCGAGGAAAGUCGAAAGGGCAAAAAGUCGGUCCUACGGGACCCACCCACAAACGAGGAGUCACAGCCCUCGACCUCAGAGGUGCACAAAGCCAGCCGGAUAGGGAUGAUCCAGACCGUAGAUUCUGCCUCGGAAAAACCCGAGGUAUUCCUCUGGGCCCAUCCUAUAACCUGGAAAAGCGUAGAGUGUGACUGUGAGAUCUGGGGAAACCCCUCGGCCGCCAUCCUAGACUCGGGAUCAUCGGCGGUCGCCAUUUCUUGGAGAUUGACGAAAGAGUUGGGAAGGGAAGGACAGGUUCAGCCCCUCCAGCCGGAUGAACUGUAUAUAUCCGCUACGGAAGAUAGUAUUCAUUGUAAAGGGCGAAUAACGAACGUGCCUAUACGGGUGGGGCCGGUGCAUUGUUUGUGUGACGUGAUUGUGCUGGAUGUACGGGCGUAUGAUGUUCUACUAGGCAUUCCGUGGCAGGCGGCGGUCGGAGCGCGAAUGCACUUUGACAGCUGGUUCAAAGUGGCCUUGGAGGAAAGCGAGUUCUUCUUGUCGGAGAUCUCAUUCUUGGCGUAUAUCGCCACGGUCGACGGACUAAAACCGGAUCCGAGGAAGGUGGCAGCAGUUCAAGACGCCCUGGCGCCAGUCACACUCACCCAGGUUCGGGCUUUUCUAGGGCUGGCAUCCUAUUACCGACGCUUCAUCAAGGGGUUCGCCGGCAUAGCAAAGCCCCUCACGAACCUGCUGAAGAAAGAGGAACAGCUGAUCUGGACGCCGAAAUGCGAAGCGGCGUUUCAGGCGUUGACAGAGGCUCUAACAUCUGCUCCUGUGUUGGCACGCCCCGACCCGACAAGACCGUUCGCACUGUACACAGACUGGCAGCCUCAGGCGAUAUCGGCGGUGCUGACUCAGCACGGCAAGGAUGGAAGAGAGCACGUCAUUGAGUAUGCGUCCAAGACGCUGAGCCAGGCGCGGGCUAAUUACGAACCGUGCAAAGGUGAAUGCCUGGCGGUGGUGUGGGGGAUUCAGCAUUUCCGACUGUAUCUGUAUGGCCAGAAAUUCGUGCUGGUAACGGAUCAUCAGCCGCUGCUGUCCCUACGCAACAACACGGGGACGCUGGGCAGGUGGGCGGUGCGUCUGCAAGACUAUGACUUCGACAUCCGCCACCGUGCCACGCGGCAGCAUGGUAAUGCCGAUGGAUUAACGCGCCUUCUGCCGCCCAACAAGUGUCCCGCCAACGAGCGACUCAUUCCGUGGAGGCCACAAGUCGUGGCGACGAAACCGCACUACGGGGAGCUACACAUGCUGCGCGACUCGUUGUCAGAACUUACCAAAGCCGAACGGCGGAGAGUCACGGAGCGGGCGCAAGACUAUCGCUGGCUGGGUCCGACGUUACAAAAACGGAAGGUCGAUGAUGACGGAGAGUCUAGCUGGUUGACGGUUCCACACCCUCUUGCUAGGUUCGAUUGGACACGAGCUGCUCAUGAGGAGGAUGCGGUCCAUUUCGCUGUCAAGUACACGGAAAAAGCCAUCGAAAAGAACGGAUGGUACUGGUCGGGAAUUCGGGAAGAUGUGAAAUACAUCGUUCAGAAUUGCCCAGCCUGCGCGGCGGACCAGGCGCCGGUACAGAUGCCUCAGACGAUGGUUCCCACUUGUGUAGAGCGCCCCUUUCAGAGGGUUAGCAUCGAUACGACGGAUAUCAACGUUCCGAGAGGGCCCGUCGAUCAGGGAGAGCUCAAUGUUCUUUUAGUGGCCGUCGAUCAUUUUUCAAAAUGGAUCGAGGCGUACCCUAUGACCAGCCAGAAUUCGCAGGAAGUAGCCUGCUCUGACGUGGAUCCGCUGCCCUUCGCCGACGAAGACGCGUGGGAGUUGCACCGUGCGCUCUACAAGUCGGUGGCGCUGGGGAUGUUCCGGUUCUUCGUGGAUCACGAAGACCACACUAUCGGGGAGCACUUCGUCGUUUACUACGUCAUCGCGCGACCCAAGCCAGCGGAGAAGGAAGGGACGGUGGCGCUGUACCCCUUCGCCCAGCUCCAGACAAUCGAUCCGGGAUUGUUGGAGUUCAUACAUCUUGAGCUCCUCUCCAUUGCGCAAGUGAUCGCGAGCGAGGACGAGGAGAUCCAACCACGAUUGCGGACGGCGACGGCCCCGUGGAGAACGUACAACGCGAUCGUCAUCCCGGAUUACAUUGCGCAACGCGCGGAGAGAUUGGAGGACUUCCCGGAGGAAAGGCCGUUGCGUCCUUUCUCGUCGUAUCCUCGACCAGCGCCACCGAAGGCCCCCAAGAAGACGCCGAAGAGGAAGAGACGCCACCCGUCGCCAGGAGCGCAAGGCAGCAGGAUCGGCGGCGGCGAGGAGGUGAUUCAGCCCACGCGUACGCGGAUUCCCAACCCUGUGCCUGGGAGCGCGGCGACGCUCAUUAAGGAGACUAUCGUGCCAUUGCCGCCCAUUCCGCGUGUGCCCGAUCUCAAUCUUGAUGGAGUCGGACCAUCAGCAGCAGCAGCAGCCGGAGGAGGAAGCCGAAUGGGAUUUUCGGAUCCCAUAUCCAGAUCCCCCGUCCUCGCGGGACCUCCCCAUUCCCGCCAGCCACCCUGGGGUGCCCCGGUCAUUGGCAUUAGUAGUUCAUCCGAGCCGGAUGGUCCAUCCGACCGAGGUGGAUUUCAUGGUGGAGCCCUCCACCAUCAGGCUCGAGGCCAUCGCGGGGGCGCCGCGCCCUGAUCCGGCGUGGGAGCCAUAUCUAACACCCCCUUUCCAAGGUUGUAUUGUGGCGCGAUUGGUUGGGAUGCUCAUCUACGAGACCGG